AUGUUUCUCUUCUGCAGCAUUGACGGUUCUCGAUUGAGUACAUGGGCUGGGAACAGAAAAGCCAUCAUUGAUGAUGAUGCCAUUCACGUGCUAAUGCAUACUAAAAAAAACGAGCAGGGUUCGCAAGAGAAGGCAAAAAUGGCCAACCCCUUCUGCCGCGGAGCAAUUGGCUCGCAAACCUUUGACCGAAAUCUGCACGGCAUCAUGAGGUUAGCAUCCGCGUCGGGCGUCAAUGAGUACGACAUCGCCAUAUGCGGCUACCGCUAUCUGGACUCUUCCAGCGAAUAUGGCCUAGAAGCACCCCCUGUCAUUCUGUUUGCCCGCCCCCUCCCUUGCCGCCCCCCUGCCGUGGCUAAACAGUCCUUGUUUAUUUGUAACAAGACCAUCCUUUCCCUUCACCUUGAAAACGUGUGUUACACGGCAUGCGACGUGCUGUGUGCCAAGCUUUGGGUUUACUUGGUACCAUGCUCUCCCAAGACCUCCUCCCAAGACCUCCCAAGACUUCCCAAGACGUCCAAACCUCCCAAGACAAGAAAGAUAGCUACGACAUUCAACAUUCGACCCUCGACAUGGGACGGCGCUCCCAUAACGGAAUCCCGCACUAUAGUUAGCCCGGCGGUAUCUGUCAUUGGGGCUGUUUCUUUCUUCCCUGGCAGCGGCCAGCUUCCGCCACCCUGCCUGUUCUCGGACCGGACCAGAAAAUCCAUUUCCCUGGCACCCCAACCACAAUUUGAUAACAGAAGACGGGCUAUUCCCAAUAUUCCACAAGCUUGCCAUGAUGUUGUUGCUCUCUUCCGUCCUCUGCCGAUCUACUCGUACUUUGCAUUUGACCGAUGCCACAGGGUGGUCUGCCGGGGAAGCUUGCCGGAGUGCCGCGCCAGGUUGCUCGCCGGUACCGUGUACAUCCUACUCCGUACUCCGUACAUACACUGCAAAGAGCAACCAAAUAUGGGAAUGCGAAAGCAAGCGGCGCCGGCGGAAUGCCAUUCAAACGAGCAAAGGGUCAUCGACAGGCCGGCGCCUGAUGGCUUCGCUCCGAUUGAUUUGAUUUAUCCCCACUCCCCGAUAUGCAGCGUCGCAUUCAAUCUUUCCUUCUUUCUUGGCACCCUCCAAACUUGGCAGCAAUCGUCUGAUUUCCAGAGCUCCGCAAGCCCCAGCACCUCUUACACCGACACUCAAAGAAGAUUUCUCAUUGCCUCUUUCGGUAACACGACCGGCUCUCGAUACUACGCUUUCGUAAGCUACGCCAUCGCUGGUGAUGGCUUCAUGAAACCGACGCGUUACCUGCUGAAUUGGAUUGCCAACAUACUACUGCACAACCUCGAAACACAAAGGCUCUCCCCUUUCAAUGCACCUCUGGACCCGCUCGUUGACGUGCAACAUGUCCAUUCCAUGGUGAUCGACCGGACCGGGCCUGUUACACAGACUCACAUGCGAAAGCGCAUUGUGGCGUCUUGUAACAAGGUUAAUGAAUGGCUGGGCGACUUGAAUGUUUACACAUAA
Molecule: messenger RNA, 1503 nt
Organism: Cordyceps militaris CM01
Lineage: Eukaryota; Fungi; Ascomycota; Sordariomycetes; Hypocreales; Cordycipitaceae
Exons: 11
Coding region: 1-1503 (500 amino acids)
Source: RefSeq, a predicted model, not a curated record